CAGACCCGGCGCUCCCUGCGGCGGCCUUUCAGUUUGCGCUGACAACUUUUAGAGUCCGGACAUCGUUUGAACUUCGGACUUGUGGACUAAACGAGUCAAUUACUCCUCUUCCUCUUUAAUCUACACAUAUCUUUUGUUUUAAAUCGUGUGUUCGUCAAACGUCCAAUUCGCCAUCACCAUCAGGUGACGAUGAAUAUGAAGAAGUGAAGGACGGGCAAUUAAUCAAAAAUAAAAUAAAGAAAACAAUGACGAAAUUCAGGAUCAAUUUGGCUCUGGGUCACACGCUACUGCUCCUACUAGCAGUUGUGAAGUCUUCGUCAGAAUCUGGCCUAAAAACAGAACCAAUGGCAACAGUUGUACCAGCUACAUCAUCUGAGACCAGUGAAGAACCAGCACCUCAGAGUACUGACGUCAGUGUCUCAAGUACUCCAGGUUCACAUUCUACUAUUCCAUGGCCUAUUACUUCAGAGCCAACUUCCCCACACAGUACCACUCCAACAUCAGUUCCUCUACCCUCUACUACCACUUCAGAGUCAACUGACCCAUACAUUACCACUUCACAACCAGGUUACCUAUCCCCUACUACUUCAGAGCCAACUUCCCCAUACAGUACCACUCCAACAUCAGUUCCUCUACCCUCUACUACCACUUCAGAGUCAACUGACCCAUACAUUACCACUUCACAACCAGGUAGCCUAUCCCCUACUACUUCAGAGCCAACUUCCCCAUACGUACCACUCCAACAUCAUAACACUUCAACAACAGUUCCUCUACCCUCUACUACCACUUCAGAGUCAACUGACCCAUACAUUACCACUUCACAACCAGGUAGCCUAUCCCCUACUACUUCAGAGCCAACUUUCCCAUACAGUAACACUUCAACAACAGUUCCUCUACCCUCUACUACCACUUCAGAGUCAACUGACCCAUACAUUACCACUUCACAACCAGGUAGCCUAUCCCCUACUACUUCAGAGCCAACUUUCCCAUACAGUAACACUUCAACAACAGUUCCUCUACCCUCUACUACCACUUCAGAGUCAACUGACCCAUACAUUACCACUUCACAACCAGAGCCAACUUUCCCAUACAGUAACACUUCAACAACAGUUCCUCUACCCUCUACUACCACUUCAGAGUCAACUGACCCAUACAUUACCACUUCACAACCAGGUAGCCUAUCCCCUACUACUUCAGAGCCAACUUUCCCAUACAGUACCACUUCAACACCAGUUCGCCCACUCCCUACUGAGCCAACUCUCCCAUACAGUGACACUUCAGAAUCAUCUGCUCCAUCCUCUACUACACAUCCGACUACUACAAACAUUAUUACUUCACAACUAACUACAGAGACGACGGUUGCAACCACAGUCCUACCCUACCGCGACCUGACGGUCCACUUGGUGCUUCUGCCUCCUCGUUCGAUGCAAGCAACUUGGAACGCCAGCGAAACUGAAGAACCUGAUAAACUGUGCUACUGGUGGGAGCGCCGUGGUCUGACAUGCGAAGAGAAUGUCAUGGGUGAAGUAGUUGUUCCAGUAAUACCAGCUGGCACACCUAUCAAGGUAUAUGUUGUCAAUGGAAAUAUGAAAGGACCCAAUAGUACCAUGUAUGUACCCUGGCAACUUGGUGUCGGGAACACCACGAGCUCUUCCAUUCUCGUGGAAUGGCACAGCGAUGAAAUCGUGAAUUCAGUUUACUUGUACCGAGAUAAUGAAGAUUCCUCUGAACCAUGCAACCCUUGGUACUCAAGAACUUGCCUGUUUACCGGUUUAGAAGCAUCAACAAAAUAUGAGAUAUUGAUGGUCUUCUACAGAUAUCAGAGUCUUUCAAUUCACGUCACGACUAACGGCCAUGAAGUAUACAACGGGGUCUCGUGGCGCUGUGGUGAAAACCAUUGCCAAAAAAGUGAGACUUGUUUCCCUGCAACGGACAACCUGCUUCCAGUCAUCGAUCCUCAAGAGACUAUUCCAACGAGUUACCCAUACACGUGUCGAUGGAACAUCUCCAGUCGGUUCGGCAAGUGGUUUUCAAAUUUGGCAGUUGGGAGCUAAUAACUACAAAGAACUGUUCCAGUCUUACCAUUUACCCUUGCUUAUCUAUAAAAUGAAACCUUCCCAACCAUCCUUGCUUAUCUUUAGAAAAAAAUCAUGCCACUAUCUUUGCUUAUCCAUAAAAAGCCGACCAGAAAUUAUUAAAAUAAAUACUUGUGUUGUCUAAAUUGCAAUGCCCCUGAGCAUA
This is a messenger RNA of Macrobrachium nipponense, 2241 nucleotides long. Its product is annotated as mucin-2-like. The record is from RefSeq and is a predicted model, not a curated record. The coding region runs from base 246 to 2054 and encodes 602 amino acids. NCBI's taxonomy places the organism in Eukaryota, Metazoa, Arthropoda, Malacostraca, Decapoda, Palaemonidae. The transcript has 10 exons.